Sorex araneus (European shrew) is the source of this 2414-nucleotide messenger RNA. RefSeq names its product prolyl 4-hydroxylase subunit alpha 3 (gene P4HA3). NCBI's taxonomy places the organism in Eukaryota, Metazoa, Chordata, Mammalia, Eulipotyphla, Soricidae. The transcript is spliced from 13 exons. The record is from RefSeq and is a predicted model, not a curated record. The coding region runs from base 50 to 1678 and encodes 542 amino acids. Gene Ontology annotation, molecular function: L-ascorbic acid binding; protein binding; procollagen-proline 4-dioxygenase activity. Gene Ontology annotation, cellular component: endoplasmic reticulum. Gene Ontology annotation, biological process: peptidyl-proline hydroxylation to 4-hydroxy-L-proline.
ACGGGCGUCGGGUACCCUGACUGUCCGAGGGGACGCGCUCGGGCCGACCAUGGGCCCCGCGGCGCGGCUGGCGUCGCUGCUGCUGGCGCUGGCGCUCGGCGCUGGGGACCCAGCCGGGGCCGCGACGCGGGGGGACACGUUCUCGGCGCUGACCAGCGUGGCGCGUGCGCUGGCGCCCGAGCGCCGGCUGCUGGGGCUGCUGCGGCGCUACCUGCGCGGGGAGGAGGCGCGGCUGCGGGACCUGACCAGGUUCUAUGAGAAGGUGCUUUCUCUGCAUGAGGACUCAGCCGUCACUGUGUCUAAUCCUUUGCUUGCAUUUACUCUCAUCAAGCGCCUGCAGUCUGACUGGAGGAACGUGGUGCACAGUCUGGAGGCCAGUGAGAACAUCCAAGCUCUGAAGGAUGGUUAUGAGAAGGUGGAGCAAGACCUGCCAGCCUUUGAGGACCUGGAGGGCGCGGCGCGCGCCCUGAUGCGGCUGCAGGAUGUCUACCUGCUCAGUGUGAAGGGCCUCGCCCAGGGCCUGUUCCAGAGAGUCACUGGCUCUGCGGUCACUGACCUGUACAGGCCUACACGGCUGUUCUCCCUCAGUGCAGAUGACUGCUUCCAGGUCGGCAAGGUGGCCUAUGACAUGGGGGAUUACUAUCACGCCAUCCUGUGGCUGGAGGAGUCUGUGAGUCUCUUCAAAGGAUCUUACGGAGAGUGGAAGACAGAGGAUGAGGCGAGUCUGGAGGACGCCUUGGAUCAUUUGGCCUUUGCCUAUUUCCAGGCGGGAAAUGUCUCAUAUGCCCUCAGCCUGUCUCAAGAGCUUCUCCUCUACAGCCCAGACAAUAAGAGGAUGGCCAGGAAUAUCCUGAAAUACGAAAAGCUCUUGGCAGAGGACUCCAAAAAGGCAGUAGCCAACUCUGCCAUCCGGAGGCCCAAUGUCCCGCACCUGCAGACCAGAGACGUCUACGAGGAGCUGUGCCAGACCCUGGGCUCUCAGCCCACUCACUACCAGAUCCCCAGCCUCUCCUGCUCCUAUGAGACCAAUUCCAGCCCCUACCUGCUGCUUCAGCCCGUCCGGAAGGAGGUCAUCCACCUGGAGCCUGACAUUGUUCUCUUCCAUGACUUCGUCAGUGACUCGGAGGCUCAGAAGAUCAGAGGGUUUGCAGAGCCAUGGCUACAGAGAUCUGUGGUGGCCUCAGGGGAAAAGCAGUUGCCCGUGGAGUACCGCAUCAGCAAGAGUGCUUGGCUGAAGGACACGGUUGACCCAGUGCUGGUGACUCUUGACCACCGCAUCGCUGCCCUCACAGGCCUCGAUGUGCAGCCUCCCUACGCCGAGUAUCUCCAGGUGGUCAACUAUGGAAUCGGGGGGCACUAUGAACCUCACUUCGACCACGCGACGUCACCCACCAGCCCGCUGUAUAGAAUGAAGUCUGGAAACCGAGUUGCAACGUUUAUGAUCUAUCUGAGCUCCGUGGAAGCUGGGGGAGCCACAGCCUUCAUCUAUGCCAACCUGAGCGUGCCCGUGGUGAAGAACGCAGCAUUAUUUUGGUGGAACCUGCACAGAAGUGGUGAAGGGGACGGGGACACACUUCAUGCUGGCUGUCCAGUCCUGAUGGGAGACAAGUGGGUGGCCAACAAAUGGAUCCACGAGCAUGGACAGGAGUUCCGCAGACCCUGCAGCCCACGUCCCUGAGGGUAGAGGCUUGGAGGAGAGUAUCUGGUGAUGCCUGUGGCUUUGCAGAGAAGCCGAAGCUAAGCGGGGUGGGGGGGGAGGGGACAGUCGGGUCACAGCCCGGGAUGCAGCCCUGUCUGUCGGCUCUGCAGCUGGGUGCCAGGACCUGCUCUCCUGCAGGGGAUGUGGGAGAAUUGCCAUCACUUAUCCUCAGGGCACGAGAGCCUGAGCAGGAUGGGUGAUCCAAUAGAGCGGACAUUACAGAGGGAGAAGUUUCUGGAGCCCAGACCCUCCCUUGGCACCAGGCCCUCUGUCUCUGGCCAUUCUGAAGCUGGCCCACAGUGGCCCUGAAGAGACCCGGAGGACACCCCCUGCAGCGGGCCCCCCGCCUGCCUUCAGAGCCCGUCUCCCGUCUGGCUUCUGAAGACCAGCGAGGACCCUCUCAGGUCAGGACUGUACCUCAGAUGGCUUUUUUUUCUUUUAAGCAGAAAGCAACUUUUAAAAUAUAAAUAUAUUUUUUAUACAGUUCUAAAGUAUGCUUAUGAAUUCUUUUCUUCAACCAAGAAUAUUGUUACAGGGGCCAGAGAGAUAGGACAGUGGUCAAAGCAAGUCUUGCCUUGUUUGUGGCCAACCCAGGUUCAAUCCCCCGCACCUAAAAUGGUCCUCUGAGCCCCACCAGAAGUGAUCCCUGAGCACUGCUGAGUGUGGCCCCCUCAACUAAUAAGGAUAUUGUCACAUUAAACACUGAUUGAACAAA